AAGCCGGCGGCGAGCUUAGUGUUGUAUAUAGACCCCUGUUUGUCGACGGAAUACGUUGCUGCCCCAGCAUCUGCGCACAGCGCGAUAGGACACCAUCACAGUCUUCGAUCUUGCCUGCUUUAGGUGCUUCAGCACAGUCUUCGAUCACGUCGCCAGCUGCAGAGUCACUGUAGCCAUCACCGUAGAAUGCAUCGUCUUCACCCAGAUUACCGUGCGAUGAAGGCAGUGGUGCUGGUGACGGCGGUGGCGCUGGCAGCAGCCGGCUGCCCGCCCUACGACGAGCUGGGGCGGACCGUAUACCUGCCGCACCCGCACGACUGCGCGCGCUUCCUGCGCUGCGAGGCGGGGAGCGAGGUGCCCGGGCUGUGCCCGCAGGGGCUGCACUUCAGCCCCGCGGCCCUGGUCUGCGCCGCCCCCGCCGCGGCGCGCUGCGCGGCCUCUCCCCCCGCCUGCUCGCGCGGCGCUCCCCUCGCCAGGUGCCGCUACCACUGCACGUGCGGCGGCGCGGGCGUUAGCUCCUGUCCCGCGGAGCUGCAGUUCCCGGCGCAGCUGCUCGUCUUCAGCAACCUGUCCUCCUGCACCACAGGCCCGGAGGACAUCGCCGUGAGCGCCACGAAGCUGGGCCGCGUGGCCACGAGCUCGGCCGCGGCGCAGGUGGCGCUGUGCGCGGCGGGCCGGGGAACCAGGGGCGGCGAGGACCGCCGGCACUACGCCGACUGCGCGGCGGCGGUGCGCUGCGAGGGCGCGGCCCAGGCUGUGCUGCGCUGCCCCCAGGGCCUGCUGUACGACUCCGACCUGGGCGUGUGCGGCGACCCGGCGAGCGUGGACUGCGGCCCCGCGCCCGCCCCCCCGGGGGGCUGCCCCACCGCGCAGCCCCUCUCCAGCUGCCGCUUCGCCUGCGACUGCCACCAGUCGCACGGCAGGUGCCCCGCCCAGCUGCAGUUCCGCGCCGUCGUCAACAUCACCGACACGCGCACGCACCCGGACUGCCUCAAGGAUCCGUCCCUGAUCUCCAUGGAGGACAGGUACCGGGGCAGGGUGUGGGUGGAGCGGGACUCGGCCAGCCUGAACCCCUGCCCGGCCAGCAGCCUGAGGAGGGUGCAGUACGUGGCGGACCCGCUGGAGUGCGGCAGGAUGUUCAGGUGCAGCAGGGGCCGGGCGCGGGCCGCCUCCUGCCCCGUGGGGCUGCACUACGACCCGCGCGCGCUCGUGUGCCGGCGCGGCGCCCCGCGGUGCCAGCACGAGGAGGAGGAGCAGGAGGAGCAGGAGGAGCAGGAGGAGGCGCGGCCCCUCUGCCCCGCCGCCGGCACGUGCCCCGCCGCCGGGGGCAGGCUGGCGCACCUCUCCGACUGCUCGCUGUUCUGCGAGUGCGAGCGGGGCGCGCCCCUGCUGGUCGCGUGUCCCCCCGGCCAGCACUUCAGCCCGCAGGCGCAGGCCUGCACCGCGCCCGAGACCGCCGGCUGCAUCACGCAGUGCCCGAGGCUAGCCGCGGUGGACGGCGGCCGGUGGGAGCCGGCGGGCUGCGACGCCGCGGACAGCGACGAGGGGGCGGAGUGCCGCCUGGCGUGCGACGCCGACCGCCAGCUCGUGGGCAGCGCCGUCAUCAACUGCACCGCCAGGGGCUGGAACGGCUCCGGCGGCCUCAACCUCCUGCCCAGCUGCAACACCACAGAGCAGGUUGCCAAGAUCAUCCUGAACAAGAUCAACCAGACCAUGACUGCGAUAAAGGAGAUGGACCAGAAGGCAGGGAUGUUGUUCGUGCUGGACGAGUCCGGCAGCGUGACGGAGGCAAACUUCCAGAUCGAAAAGGAUUUCGUUGAAGCAUUAGUAAAUGCGUUCCCGCUGUCGCAGAACCGGUCGGCCGGGGUGAUCACGUUCAGCGGGCCGGGGGAGGCGGCCGUGGACAUCGGCCUGAGGCAGACCUCCACCUGCGACUUCCUCGACGAGCUGAAGAAAGUCGCCUACAGCGGCGGCUUCACUGACAUGGCCGGCGCGCUAUCCCUCGCCAAGGACGAGAUCGACUACAGCGCCGCGGGCGGCAACCAGUCCAUCACCCUGAUCUUCGCCAUCACGGACGGCCAGAGCCAGUCGGACCCGGCGGACGCGGCCAGGCUGCUGCGGGACAGCGGACACACCUUGUUCGCCAUCGGCGUGGCCAGCUACGACCGCGCGCAGCUGGAGCCGCUCGCGUCCACCUACAAGGACGGCUCCAAGCUCUUCUUCGGCCUGCCCAACUUCCAAGUGUUCCAAGUGGUGGCGGAGUACCUCAAGACGACUUACAAAAACAACGUAGCUCUUACAUGCACAUGAAGACAGCUUGGAGUAUUUCCUCGGCACAUCUGUUGCUCAGCACCUCACGAUGUGGACAGUUGAUUCUUUAUAGUUCAUAUAUACUUCUGCACGUGCCUUACAUGUAACUACACUGUGUUACUUCUAUAUGUUUGUACUUGUAUUAAACAUUUUGUAUGUA
Molecule: messenger RNA, 2470 nt
Organism: Bacillus rossius redtenbacheri
Lineage: Eukaryota; Metazoa; Arthropoda; Insecta; Phasmatodea; Bacillidae
Exons: 11
Coding region: 187-2310 (707 amino acids)
Cellular component (GO): extracellular region
Molecular function (GO): chitin binding
Source: RefSeq, a predicted model, not a curated record